Ruditapes philippinarum (Manila clam) is the source of this 4291-nucleotide messenger RNA. RefSeq names its product transmembrane protein 245-like. The transcript is spliced from 19 exons. NCBI's taxonomy places the organism in Eukaryota, Metazoa, Mollusca, Bivalvia, Venerida, Veneridae. The record is from RefSeq and is a predicted model, not a curated record. The coding region runs from base 41 to 2677 and encodes 878 amino acids.
AAUUAAACCGGAAGUGUCCAUCAUCAAUAACAAAACAAAGAUGGCGUCUACACCGUUUGCUGAAACCAGAUCUCCGUUAACAAUUUUAAAUAACUUGCCAAAGGAACAUGAAAAGGCAAUAAAACAGGCGUUUUAUAAUACAGCUGCAAAUAUUUUCGUUUUAUUGGCAUGUGCAACGACUGUAGCUGUUUAUUUUAUCCUGGAAUCGUUUCUAAAACCGCUACUCUGGGCAGUUUUGUGUGGAGCUUUUUUGUAUCCGUUUAAAAGAUCGUUAACGAGUGCUUUGAGAAAUUGGUUAACAAGUUUACAUAAGUCAGAAACGCCAUUUCUUGUAGGACUUGCUGUAACACCAAUCAAAUGUGCUGAUAGUGCUAUUGAUUGUUUAUGCACAGGACUUUACCAGAAGAGAAAACUAGUCCUUGGAAUACUGCUCAGCACACAAGCUGUUUACCUGUUAUGGCAUUUUGCUCCACUUUGGACAACCUUUUGGAUUCUGCAACGAUUUUUCGUUCAUAUAUACGACCUUCUUGGAUAUUUUAGUACUUUCUGGGUAUGGACAGUGUUUGUUGCAUAUUUUGUAGCAAUAAUAUUCCUGUGGACGCCCGAAUCUCGAGGGUUACUGAAGAAGAUAUCCAUACCAGUAUGGCUAAUGUUUAUACUUCAUGUUGCAGCAACUGCAGGUAUAUUGCGGGUGCCUCUGCUGAUAUUUAUGGGUGCGGUAAUGAUUGUAGGCUUUGUAGCGGAUCAUAAUGAAAUGAAAAGACUACAGGAGGAAGGUCAAGACCCAAGUCGAAAGUCCAUGUUUGAGUCUGCAAUGAGUAUGUUGAUUGGCGACACCACGCCUCCUGAGUCACAUGACAAAAUUGACCAACCAGAAGAAGAGACAGAAGGGGAUAAACCAAUACCUGUUAUUGAAAAUAUUGGAACUCCAAUGAAACCAGAGAUGAAAGCCAAAGGUGACGUCACUAAACCUAGUUCACUAAAUGUACAUCAAGAAGUCCUCAGACGUCCUAAGCAAGGUAGCAAACUGACAUCAGCGCCAUCCGAGAAGGAGUCUGCAACCAGGUCACUGAGUGACCAGUAUUUUAUCGGACUGUUAUGGGGUCUUGUGUUGACAAGAGUUUGGAUACAUUUCUGGUUGGUCUGCAUCUUGUUGCCCAUACCAAUGGGGUUAUGGAUUGUCAAGAAAGCUAGUAUAUCAUUGGGAAGUUCGGAGGGGCCUUUAGGCGACAAAAUGAGGUGUAUUAGGAAGGGGAUAGCUGAUUGGAUUAGAGACAGAAGAGAUGUUAUCAUGCCAAACUGGUUACGAGGCAUUGCCAGAAUUGUAAUGAAAGGUGAUCAAAAGAUAAUUAUGCUGUUGGAAUCCUCCUUGGAUAAAGCAACAAGUGUGUUGUUUAUUCUGUUGUUGUUGGUUGGAAGCACCAUGUUUGCUAUAUUCUUUGCCAUACAGGUACAACAAGAAAGUAUGUAUUUGGUGAAAACAACAAGCAACCUACUGAAUAAUUCACUCCAUCCUGAAAUGGCAAGUUGGCUACCAAACAAUGAAGAUGUUCAAGAAGCUAUGGAUUCCAUGGUUGGAAAUGCCUAUCUGUAUGGGAGAAACUAUAUCGCAGCUAAGGUGCGUGACAUGGUUAAUGGCCCCACAGAUAACAAUACACAGAUUGAGGGUCAGGUUCUAGACAUGUGGGACAGACUGUAUGAGAGCUGGCUGGCUAGGCUGCAUACAAAUGGAACAAUGCUGAUGAAUCAGAAUACCAGCUCAAGUACAAGUCUGAGUAAAAGUGGACAAAUGAAACUACCGCUGGACAUAACAAACCUGUCAUCAAUCUGGGGCGUCGUAACACAAGGAGAUGGAUUUAAUUUCGGUGACAUUAUAGCCUUCGUUAAAGAAAACAUCGGGACCUUUUUAUCAGUGUUGGAGUCAGUGUGGUUGGUAUUGAAGGGUAACAUGAAUCUUGUGUUCACUGUACUCACGUCAACACUGUCACUGGUAUUUGGAGGUGGAACAGCCCUUCUCAACUUUGUUCUUAGCUCGGUAAUAUUUUUGACUACCUUAUUCUACCUACUUGCAUCAAGUGGUGAUCAGUAUAAACCAAUAGAAUGGUUCUCAGCCAUGUCUCCCACAGCUGGCACUGGUGGUAACACUUUCGGGCAGGCAGUCCAAGAUGCUGUCAGUGGAGUAUUCAUGGCAUCAUUGAAGAUGGCAGUGUUUUAUGGAUUAUAUACAUGGCUUACACAUUCAUUGUUUGGUGUUAAUAUUGUGUUCAUACCUUCAGCUCUUGCUGCUGUAUUUGGUGCGAUGCCUUUUCUUGGAACAUAUCUUGCGUGUUUCCCUGCCGUGUUAGAGUUAUGGCUGGUGAAAGAUCAGUUCAUACUUGCAAUGGUAUUUCUAGUCAUUCAUUUCCUGCCAGCUUAUGUCGUAGAUACAGCAAUCUAUAGUGAAAUCAAAGGUGGUCAUCCCUACAUGACUGGCCUGGCUAUAGCAGGGGGUAUGUUGUGGCUUGGAUUGGAGGGUGCUAUUUUUGGCCCCAUUAUUCUCUGUUGCCUAGUUGUACUGGUGAAUGUUUACAGUACCAUGCUGAAACCAGAAACACCAGGCAUUCACAGUGGUAUAGUGUUUAGAGAGCCCAAACGUGAGAAGCUCAGUCAGGUCCCUGAGUAUGAUGUGAUGCCAUAAUACUGAGAUUAUUGUGUAUCUGAGUGUCAACGAAUCUCGUCUCUAUGUGUCAUAAUCUACACCCUGCUACUCCACACAAAAUAUAGGCAUACAGGCACUAAAUUUAUCACUGCGCUGGCUUAGGUAUAGUGGGACUAAAUCAUUUACUGUUCAGGAUUGAUGUUAUCAGUUCCAGAAAAUGCAUAGUUAUACCUCCACAAACAAACUUUAGGGAGGUAUAUGGAGGGCUGACCGCAAAACUGUUGUAAAUCCUUCUUUAUAUCAUACAAGUUACUGCAGUUUUGCGGUCAACCCUCGAUAUCGGAGACAACUUUUUUACAUUUUAAUAUUGAAUAUAUACCCUAAUUCUUCAUAAUGGACUAUUUUAAAUUAAAGCAAAUCAAGUAUUUCUCAGAAAUUUUAGCAGAGUUAUAUUUAAGUUAUCCUUGAAAUCAGUGUCUAUGUACUACUUUUUCCAUGAAGACAAUUUAGAGAAGACCACACUAAAAAUGAUCUUGAGAGAACAAGGAAAACUAUUCAGUGAGGGCACUUUAGACAAUUAAGUAAACACUAAUAGCUUGUAAUUUAACAUCUUAUUUUAUUGGUUUUAUUUCCUGUAUGACACUCAAGUAUUGUAGGAAAAUGACUAUUACUACAUACAUUUUAUAUUUAUUAGUAAUUGCCAUAAUGUGUAAUACACUGGUUAUUUAUAUAUAUUUCUGACAUUUUUUUUUUAAGUACAGUAAAGUUGUAGUAUUGAAGACUCAGUGGCUAAAAGCAAAUGUUAUUGGAUGCAAUCUUAAAAUUUUUGUUAUUGAUAUUGUGAUAUUCACCACGCCAUUCAUGCACAUGUGAUAAAUUCUACCUUAAAUAAUGUCAAAAACAUGCCAGUGGGUAAAAAUUAUAUACAUGUACAUGACAUUUUCAAACCAUUUCUGGGGCAUUAUUUGUUAAGAGUUGAUAGCUGUUGCUGACAAGGUGAUAACUGCAGCUGACAAGUGCUUGCAUGCUUUUGAUUAAGGCUUACAUGCUACCAAAUUGUUCAAGAAUUAUUGCCUUUAGGAUUCUGAUCAUUAUAAUUUCUAUGAAGAUAUAAAAAAAUGUUUUGUUAAGAAAAACACUUUGAGAUUUAUUAUCCCAAUCUUUGAGUUAUUUAAAGAAAAAUGUAAAAUACCAAGUUUUGGCUGAAGUCUCUAUACAAAAUACCUUCUUUUGUGUAAACUUUUAAAAAUAUUUUAGAUGCAAAUUAUAUUGCUUUGAAGAAUUCAGAUAUCCUGCAAUAGAUUUAUGACAUUUGUCCUCAUAUAAUUUGUGUAUAUUUUAUAAAUAUCUAUGGACACCUGCUUAAGACUAUAUGACAUAUAUUAUGAAAGUGCUACUUUUUAAAGUGUUUUUGUAUGUUGUAAAAAUAUAUAACCACAUUUAAGUCCACAAUUUGUGCCUGCCUUGCCAAGCUAAUGCCAUGACAGGGUUGUUGUUAAAAUACAGAUUUCUUCAUGUUAAAAUUUGUACUCUUCUUUUAGAUAUUGUUAAUGUAAAUGUAAUCAUCGUUUUAACAUUUUUAAACAUAUUUGAUGUUAGGCUGCUUUCACAAAUACAUGUAUGCGUGCACUUUUUCCAGCUUUUUCUUUAUCA